UUCUAGUUCCAGUUCUGUACGCCUCUUCUAUACUUGGUUUUCUAACGCUGAAAGUCAUCAAUGACCGACCUCUCAUUUAAAGAAUCUUGUGAAUCGUCCUCUCUCAUUCUUUUUAGUAGAAGAAUUGUGAAAAUUGGUCUGCUCUCGAAUUGAUUUGUGAUAGACUAUUCCGUAUUGAUCGGAAUCGGGUCGGUUUCUUUUGUGGUGUUACAUCGCGGCUGUUAUAUUGAAGCUGCUUUCUUUUGAUAAUUUCAUCAUCUCAUCCACUCACUACUACAGUACCCGUUUGGAGACUAAACUAAGAAAGAAAACCCAUAAAAUAGGGAACAAAAUAUUCAGUCGAUUUUGAGCAAUUGGAGAAGAGAAACAAAGAUGUCAGACAAGUUUUCUCCGACGUUAAGGAUUGGAGAUCUUAGUGAUUUCAUAGCACCGUCUCAGGCUUGUGUUGUUUCUUUAAAGGGAUUGAAAUCAAACGCAAAGACAUCUGAUAAACCUGAAGUUUCAGUUGCCGAGACGAAGCAAAUUGAUCCGGUUAAAAUCUCGCUGAAGGACUGUUUGGCAUGCAGUGGAUGCAUAACAUCAGCAGAGACAGUAAUGCUUGAGAAGCAGAGUUUGGAUGAAUUCCUUUUGAAUAUUGAUAAAGGAAAAGCAGUUGUUGUCUCACUAUCUCCUCAAUCUAGAGCUUCUCUUGCCGUUCAUUUUGGCAUCUCCCCACUUCAGGUUUUCAAGAAGCUCACUACUUUUUUUAAGUCCAUAGGAGUAAAGGCUGUAUUUGAUACAAGUGUCAGUAGAGAUUUAACUCUUAUAGAAACUUGUAAUGAAUUCAUUACUCGCUACAAACAAAGCCAAUCAAAUAAUGAUGACAGAUCAAAGUCAGCCCUACCUAUGCUUUCAUCAGCAUGUCCAGGUUGGAUAUGCUAUGCUGAGAAACAACUAGGAUCCUAUAUUCUGCCAUAUAUAUCUUCUGUGAAAAGCCCUCAACAAACUAUUGGAGCUACCAUCAAGCAUCACAUAUGUCAAAAGAUGGGCCUUAGGCCUGAUGAAGUAUACCAUGUGACCGUGAUGCCUUGUUAUGAUAAGAAGCUUGAGGCUGCAAGGGAUGACUUCAUUUUUGAAAUAGGAUCUCAAGAAGAGACUAAUGGGAGCAGUAUCAGGCUUGCAGAGGUAGAUUCUGUUUUGACAUCUGGAGAAGUUUUAGAUUUGGUAAAGUUGAAAGCUGUGGAUUUUGCAGCCUUGAACGACUCACCACUAGAUAGAGCAUUGACUAAUAUUAAUGAAGACGGACAUCUUUAUGGAGUAACUGGAAGCUCUGGUGGUUAUGCUGAAACAGUCUUUCGGCAUGCUGCUAGAACACUAUUUGGAAUGGAAAUUGAAGGGCCUUUGGCAUUCAAAACUAUAAGAAAUACAGAUCUACGUGAACUGACUCUGGAAGUAGAUGGACAAGUAGUGUUGAAAUUUGCAUUGUGUUAUGGCUUCCAAAACCUGCAAAAUGUUGUAAGGAAAGUUAAAAUGCAUAAGUGUGAUUAUCAUUUUGUGGAGGUCAUGGCAUGUCCAUCAGGUUGUUUGAAUGGUGGAGGACAAAUCAAGCCAAUGCCAGGGCAACCUCCAAAGGCUUUGCUUCAGUUAUUAGAAACUGUGUACAUGGAAAAUGUUUUGGUAGCAGAUCCCUUUGACAACCCUUUAGUUAAGGGUCUAUAUGAUGAGUGGCUUGAAGAACCUGGUUCAGAGAAAGCUAAGAGAUUCAUGCACACACAAUAUCAUCCUAUAGUAAAAAGCAUAACUGCUCAGUUACAUAAUUGGUAAACCAGGCCCCCUACUGAUCCCAAAACAAAAUGUUGGAACUUUCAUUUGCCGUCUAUCCUCAGUAUUGUUGCAAUCUCACGAGCAGUACCUAUCAUCACUCGUGCCCUGCAAUUCUGGUUAGCGAUGGGAGUCCAAUUUUGAUAGAGUAAACAAAAUUUGUUAUUGUAGCAUUUUCAACUAAUGUAUAUGCUCUAUACUAGAAGCCGUUUAGAUAGGAGAAAGAGAUUGUUAUAUGAUGCUGUAUUUUUUUUUCCCACUUUGCCUUUGGGUUGAAGGGUCCCAAUAAUAAUUUCUCAAAAUCUGAAAUCAUGUACAUGAUGCAUUUUUGUCCUAUUUUUGUAUAAUUUAAACAGGUCUGCACGGAGAGUGACCUAUUACUAACAAAAUAAAUGUCAUGUAUCAGUUCUCUAAUGAAGGAAUCAAGCAUAAUUUUGAGA
Molecule: messenger RNA, 2240 nt
Organism: Jatropha curcas
Lineage: Eukaryota; Viridiplantae; Streptophyta; Magnoliopsida; Malpighiales; Euphorbiaceae
Gene: NAR1
Product: ferredoxin hydrogenase
Source: RefSeq, a predicted model, not a curated record